Molecule: messenger RNA, 4570 nt
Organism: Pocillopora meandrina
Lineage: Eukaryota; Metazoa; Cnidaria; Anthozoa; Scleractinia; Pocilloporidae
Source: the annotation of a GenBank genome assembly
AUGGCCGUCGCCGAUGUUGUUAUCAAGCAAGAGGCUGUAGAUGCCGUGGAUUUAGAAGCGAGAGUUGUCCAACUUUGCAAAGAGAAUCCUAAAGGAAUAACAGAUCAGAUUAUUUCGCAGGGUAUGCCAAAUAUUCCACCUCAGCAAAGAGUCACAGCCAUAAACAGACUUCUCUCAAUGGUGAGUCAUAGUAUCGCUCAGCUGAGUCUCAGAAUUUAUCCUUAUUAUUUCCUAUUUUCAACAGACAUGUUUGACAUUGAAAAGCUAAACUAUUUCGAAGGUAAUUCAAUGGAAUAAUUAAAGUAAAAGUUUCGCUAGAUGAAUUUCUGUCUACUUGUAGGGCUGCAUAAUUUUUCUAAAGAUGUUAGUUUAUUUUCAAGUUUGUUUUUCUAACUUGUGUCCAUAGGGUAGGAUUGAACUUCUUAAAAGUGGCACACAACUGUUAUACAGAUAUAAAGAUGCCCAAUCAACUACGUAAGUUUUAACCUCUCAGUUUCCACAUUUCCUAAGGGUAUGAGCCAAUUAAAUAAGGCCAAAUAACAGCGGCAAAUUAAAGAAAGCUGUAGCUCACCAUUCGCAGGGCAACAACAUUGGGGCCAAAAAUAGAUGUUGAGUUCCUGAAAAUUAGAAGUUUUGAAUGUCUAGCCAUGUAGAGAGAACAGGUUGAGAUCUGCAAAAUGCAGCCUGUAAUCUGUAAAUAGUUACUUUUAGUAAUACUUUCUCUUUUCUUUGCCUGAGCAAUAUUUUUAUAGAUCAAUAGAGUGUGAGAAAACGAUACAGGAACAGAAUGAAACACCUGUUCUUCCAAUUUUCCCCAGUGUAGCGGAUAGGAAGAUCUCUAAAGUUAUGGAGUUGCUCAUCUUUGUAAAUGAGCUAAUAUGUUUUUCAUCAGGUUGAAAUAUUAGCUCACUUUCAGAAUGAUGUUAAAACUGUAACCAGUUAUCAACAUUAUAUAGAUUGAUAUAAUAGAUUAUGACCUUUCUUCAACAGGAAAACUAAAGGAUUUGAAUUAGAAGAGAAGGUUGUCUAUCAGAUCAUAGAAGAGGCACAAAACAAAGGUACAUGUAUUAACACUGUUGCUUGUUUUCAUAUUUUAUCAAAAAGGUAAUUGAAAAUGUCUUUGAUUGCUUUGUUGUUGUUGUCGUUUUUUUUACCAAUUUCCGGUAGUAGGGCUCUGGCUACCUCUUAUAUGGCAUCACUUUUAACACUUCACACCCUAGCAUCAGUAUGCAUAUUCUCCAUACUGUUUACUACACAUUUGCUAAGGUGCUGACAAGGAGAACUUGUUUUUGUCAACUUGUUAAAACAAUCAAGAGCUUAAUAUGUCAUUGGUGAUCAUUUCCUUUGUCCUCAUGAUCUUAAUGUGUGAUUCAGGGGUAAUAAUGUGAGCAGAAAUUAGAUGCUAGUCACUCUUAAGGGUCAAAGGGUUCAAGAGCUUCUUCAUUUAGUGAUCAUUUCCUUUAUUCUCAUGACCUUAAUGUGUGAUUCAGGGGUGAUACUGUGUGGAGAAAUUAGAUGCUAAUCCUUCUCAGGGGUUAAAGUGUUAAUCCUUUCUAUUUCAAGAUCUAAUACACUAAUUCUCCACACUUUCUGCAGUGUAUUUCUUAUAAUUUUAGUUCAGAGAAUUUGGUGUCAAUUCAUACAGUUUCCCCAAGAUUUGAUUUUUUCUUCCUUCUCAUCACCUUUCUGCUUAAGCAUUUAGUGAUAUUGUGAGGAGAAGUUCCUUUUCAGUCACUCCUGGGAAUAAAAUUCUGUUGUUUCAUGUUGCAUUACUUGUUAGGUAUCUGGAUCAGGGACAUUAGAUUCAAAAGUAAUCUACCCAUGACGCAAGUUAACAAGAUUGUAAAGAAUUUGGAAAGUAAGAAGCUUAUUAAAGCCGUUAAAUCAGUUGCUGUAAGUAUUACAAGGUAUUUUGUUGACUAAAAUGACACUGUGGUUGUGUUCUAUGUGGGUGAACCAUUUCAGUUAUGCACAGUUUUUUAACUCUUUUAGCCUCCCCAGUCUGAUUGUUAAUUCUCCCCCAAAGCUGUUGCACAUUUCCUUUUAAAUUGGUGAUGAGAAUUUGGUGUUGAAUCAAGAUAACAUACUCUACCUAAUAAGUUUAAGUAUUUUCAUUACCCGAUUGCUGAAUAAUGUAUGGAUAUUGUAGGGAUAACUAAAUAAACGGGCUAAUUACUUCUGGCAGUCAAAGGGUUAUGUUGAUAUGGUUAAAGUUUCCCCAAAGAAAAUUUAACAUUGACUGUUUUUGGUUGAAAGUCAUUACCAGACAUCUGUUUGCCUACAAGUUGAGAAAAGACAAGAUGGACGCCAGUUUGCUUCAUCUCUGGCUUUCAAACAUCUUGAAACAGCUGCCUUUGGGCAAGUUUGUGCUCAUUCAUCCUGCUUCUUUUCCAAUAUCUGGUACAACAUUAACUUCAGUGAUUCUUCAUGCCAAAAGUCCAAAAAAUCUUGAUUUGUGAGUUGAGAGAGGACAUAUUUCUACAAACCCACCCAAAUAACAUCAAUGCUGCUUUAGUUCUUUUGUGAUAAGAACCAAGGUAAAAAGGGUUUUUCUUUUCAGUGGAUAUUGUCUCAUGUUUAAUGACCAUCUUUUCAGGCCUCCAGAAAGAAAGUAUACAUGUUAUUCAACUUGGAACCAGAUAUAACAGUGACUGGAGGAGCUUGGUACAGUGAUCAGGAUUUUGAAUCAGAAUUUGUGGAAGUGCUCAAUCAACAAUGUCACAAGUAUCUAGAACAAAGGGUAGGAUAAUUAGUGUGCCAGAGUCUUAAAAUUCUUUCUCAAUAUGCUGGAUAUGGCUUCCAAGGUUGACAUGCCUUAAUACAUAGAAUUUUUCAUCUCAUACAAGGUAGCAAAAUCAACAGAUUUUGUCAGAGGGAGAGCAGGUUUAUUUUCUAACUCCCACCCCUCAAAAGAACAACCCCCACCAAUAAAAAAAAUCCUUGUGGACAGAACUGCACCAAACUGUCUUAGUUUUGUGGAAUUUAGCUGAGAAGACUACACAACAACACGCAUUUCAGUGGAGGAUAUUUUGGAAUUUUGUUAAUAAUUUUGUAAUUUAUAUCUCUGUUGAAAAUUGGUAUUUUUUCAUUGCAGGCUUUGCAAGUUGAACAAAUGAAUGUAGAUCCACUGGCCAGGAGGAAUGCAUCUUAUUCAUCAUGUUAUGAUGUAUGGAAGUAUAUCUCUGAAUUAGGGAUUAGCAAGGUAAACUUCAUUGAGAAGCUGUGUUCUCCUUUUGAAGGGGUAACCCAGGAGCCAGUAAUAUUUACUACCUGGAGUAACUCUUGUUACUCCCUAAAAUCACUUGGAAUUCUUGAAAAUCAACAGGUAAAAGGAUUGCUCUACCCAUGUCAUGUUCUAGCAUAAAGGUGUCAACUUUUUCUUUACUGUUGUAGGUUCAACUGGCUGAAGGGGACAUUGAAACAAUUUUAAACACACUAGUCUUUGAUGGAAAGGCGGAAAUGUCAUUGGUUGUUGAUAACAGCUCAAGCAGAUCAUCAGAUAAUGGUCAGAAGAAACUUUAUAGAGCACUUGCUCCAUUGCUGCCAGCAGCAGGACUCAUGAGUACACCAUGUGGCGUUUGUCCAGUAAGGCUUGAUUUAUACUUGAUUUAUCGGUAAUAUAGCAAUUUGUUUUGUAAUCAUAAAUAGUCAUGACAUUUUUGCAUGACGAAACAAAUACAGGAGUAGAAACACUCCUUGAACAAUCUUGUGGCCAUCUGAGAAUGAUGUGAACAAAAACUCACCAUUCCUUUCAUGUUCUUUGAGCAAAACACAAAGAAUCCCCAUAAAUCUGCAAAGGAAUAGUGGCUGCCAUCAUAAUGAUGAUGGGAUUUAGGGGUGGACGGUUCAUGAGGUGGCUCUUCUGGUCCACUGUUUCCAGGUCAAAUUGGAAUUUGGAAUGUUUGUUUUUGUGAACCAGAGGAAUCGGAGAAAUACCCACAGAGCAAGGAUGAGAACCAACAACAAACUCAAUUCAGGUCUGGGAAGCCCCACUCCCCUUAGGAUCCAGACCAAUGCCUCACUUUCCUGCCGACAGGAGGCAAAAAUGCCUGAAUCCCCCACCCACUUGAGACAUAAAGACCUAUGACUCGAUGCCCUCCAAAGCUGAUAUACUUAAGGUGGGGGUGUUUUAGGGUUUACUUAAACUGGUACAUAACAGGUAGUGUAUAGGAUCUCUACUUAGUGUGCUAAAACUGGGAAGGAACUAAAGGUAACUAUCUCCCCCCUUGGGACCACAAGGGUUGACUUUCCAACAUUGACAUGGAAAUUUCAUCCCAUUACAGGUAUCCAACCAGUGUUGCGAUGGUGGGCCCAUAUCUCCGAGCAAAUGUAUUUACAUGAGGGACUGGCUCUCUGAGCUCUAACACUCUUAAUGACUCUGUAAAUAAAAGAUAAUUGAUGGUUAAUAUGUUUGACUGAUUGGUUAGCUCAUGGACUGUCAUUUCAUUUUUGCAACUGGACAACAAUUUACUGCUUAGCAGUUAAAUUUUAUAGAUUUGAGGAAAUCCAUUUCAAUUACUGAUUUUUUGCCAUAAACACUUGUAGGAAAGAUUAUCAUUCAAAUAAAGAG